AUGUCAAGAAUUCCGGCAAUAAGGACAAAGGUUCCGACGCUGGACAACUUUAAUUCAAGGUGUUCAAUGUCGAAUGCUGAUGUCUUAAAUCACAUUAUACCUGAUGAAGAAGUUGAGGAAGACAUUUCAGCUGCGGCUUCUUCAGAUUGUUCAGUCUCGAUUGUUCACCUCAAAUCUGAUAUUCUUGAGAGUGAAGCAUUGAACUUACUGGGGGAGGGGACUUAUGUAGACACUCUUUUGACGACAUUGCCAGUCUUAUCAGAGGAAGAGCAGAAUGCCAUUGCUGCCACUCCGGCCCAUCCGGCUGGCUUGUAUGGUGAGAGCACUCUCCUUCGUCUAAAACACCGCGGGGAUCUAGUCUUAUAUAUGAUGAUAAUGUGGAUGUUGAACUUCUCAAAAAACAAAAUUUCAAGAAACUAA
This is a messenger RNA of Ilex paraguariensis (yerba mate), 420 nucleotides long. NCBI's taxonomy places the organism in Eukaryota, Viridiplantae, Streptophyta, Magnoliopsida, Aquifoliales, Aquifoliaceae. The record is from the annotation of a GenBank genome assembly.